Molecule: messenger RNA, 2022 nt
Organism: Penicillium paradoxum
Lineage: Eukaryota; Fungi; Ascomycota; Eurotiomycetes; Eurotiales; Aspergillaceae
Exons: 6
Biological process (GO): DNA repair
Molecular function (GO): DNA binding; metal ion binding
Source: RefSeq, a predicted model, not a curated record
UCUCAUGCCCCCAUGAUCAUGUCGCGGAGGACGCUGGGUGGAGGUCGUGUUCUAGGCAACCCGAACGCUCUCGCAUCAGCUCCGUCCCCGCAGCCGAAGCCAAGGGUGCUUUCGCCGACCGCCAGCAGCGUUUCCCUGAGUUCGCAGACGUCCGCAUCACAGUUCUCGACGGACAUUCAGGAUCUUACUUCACGCAUUUCUAUAGAAAAUGGCGAUACUUCGAUAUCUGCGGCGCCGGCUGCUCCGGGAGCUCAGCUCUCCUGUCCGAUCUGCAGCGAGGAGAUGAUGACUUUGCUUCAAUUAAAUAGACAUCUCGACGACAUACACCAGAACCUGGAAGAAAUCCGGCAAGAUGAAGUCAAAGAUUGGUUUAAGAUUCAAAUGGAAAAGGCCCGGAAGUUCCAGCCUUUGGCGGUCCUGAAUCAGAAGUUAAAGGGUCUGGAUGUGUUCGAAUCAAACGAGAACCAAGGCGCGCCUACCCCCAGCCGCUCGCUAGCCCCACAUGCAGGCAUCCCCGAACCUCCGAGAGUAAUAGACCCCGAAGAUCUCAUUACAAAAGACCACUGGCAAACGAGUUCUAUCUACGAUGAAUGUCUGGAGCCAUCAUGUGGGAAACGAUUGAAUGCCACCAAUGGCUGCGUGAACUGCCGGAGUUGCGGGAAACUAUUCUGUGAGGAACAUACGAUGUACCAAAUGAAGCUCUCACGGGCGGCGCAUCAUGAACCGGUGCGAGGAAUCUGGGCUCGAGUAUGUGAAACCUGCUACAAGUCAAGAGAGGGGUACAAUGAUCAUAAUGGGGCGACGAGGAACAAAAUGGAUUCGUUCAAGUCAAUAAGAAAACAGAUUGUCGAUAAGGAGUUUUUGGAGAUUUCCAGACUCGAGAAACGACUAACACGUCUUACCCAGCUGUUGGCUAAUCUGCCAUUGGAUCAAAUACACCCCGGUGCAACCAAAUUGUGGUCUCUUGCGUGGCAGGGUGAUCAACGUAAAGAGAUAGAGCAAACGAUCGUCAGUUGGCAAGAGGAUGCUAGUGUGUCGAGGUGUCCAUUUUGCCAGCAGGAUUUUUCGGGCUAUACGUUUCGCAGACAUCACUGCAGGACUUGUGGAAGAGUUGUCUGUGGCGACAUUAGUACGGAGUGCUCGAGUGAGAUUGGGUUGAGCAUUUCUCCUUCCAGCUCUGAGAAAACCAAUGGGGAUAACCUUGUCAACGUUGACGUGAGACUGUGCAAGGAAUGCAAAUCCACACUAUUUGAUCGACGCGACUUCCAAGCAGACAUGGCACGAAAACCAGCAGAGAUCAGGGCCUAUGAGAACCUGACUCAGUUUGAAAGAGGCAUUCGUCUUCAUCUACCGAGAUUUCAAAAGCUGCUGGCAGCGUUACAGGAUCCGAGGCGUCCUCCGUCAUCCGCCCAGAUUGCAGAUGCAUCCAAGGUCCGCAAGCGGCUCAUCGAUUCUUUUGCGCAAUACGAUAUUGCAGCUCGACGUAUCCGUGACAUGCCGACCCAAUCUCCUACGCAGAAAAAGCUGCAGAAGGCCAUUUAUCAAAAAGCCAGCAACUUUCUCCACCUCCAUAUGUUACCUCUGAAGUCACUUCCUAAGCUUCUCAAACACGCAACGCCUGCAUCAGACAGAGUACCCAGCCGUACAAGCUCCCCGGCUACUCCAGCCAAUGGCUCCGUGGCAAGUCUUCGGCCACCGGAGUCUGCCGUUUCAUCCAUCAAGUACAAUAGCAUUGCCGUUAACGGCAGCAAUACUAGUGUGGCCAGUGACACUAGUAGCGCCGUUUCAGCCCUGGAAGCAGAAGAAAAAACUCUUCGAGACCGGCUGAUUGUGUUGGAAGAACAGAAGUUCUUCGUUUCCGAAAUGAUCGCUGAUGCCAACCGGCGACGCAAGUUUGACGAGGUGAGUAGCCUCGCGAUGAACGUGGAAGACCUCAGCCGUGAGAUUGAUCGCGUCAACGGCAUGCUCGCUGGUCUCGACUUCGAGGGUGUUUACACAGGCCAUGUGCAUCCAAGCCCUUGA